Penicillium verrucosum is the source of this 183-nucleotide messenger RNA. RefSeq lists its product as uncharacterized. Bases 1 to 183 code for a protein of 60 amino acids. The transcript has a single exon. Lineage: Eukaryota; Fungi; Ascomycota; Eurotiomycetes; Eurotiales; Aspergillaceae. The record is from RefSeq and is a predicted model, not a curated record.
AUGGCCGGCCCCGAUUUCAGCCAGUUACACGCCAAAAAGUUCAGGUUUCGCGUCCUCCCGGUGGCUCAACAAUGCCAGUCACUUGUGUGCCGGCCGAACCUUUGCAUGUAUCUUGCGAAGAACUACUCCGCCGUGCGCCUGUUCCGCCAGAAACUGACGCCGAUAUCCCGGUACAAUCACUGA